Molecule: messenger RNA, 2162 nt
Organism: Gigantopelta aegis
Lineage: Eukaryota; Metazoa; Mollusca; Gastropoda; Neomphalida; Peltospiridae
Product: proto-oncogene c-Rel-like
Exons: 13
Coding region: 92-1915 (607 amino acids)
Biological process (GO): regulation of DNA-templated transcription
Molecular function (GO): DNA-binding transcription factor activity; DNA binding
Source: RefSeq, a predicted model, not a curated record
GUCAGGUAGGAAGCCUCUACGCGUUCUUCGCGUAAUCCGAGAAUAUGUUGGUUUUGUUUAACAACACCACUAGAGCCCAUUGACCGAGAAUAUGAUGUCUGGCACUACUAGUAUUAUACUAUAUACAAAUGAAAUAUCUCAUAGUCCUUCUACAAAUGGUGACAUGAAUCUUCACCCAGCCAAUAACUGUGAGCAAGACAAGCAUAUUAAAAUCAUAAACCAGCUUCAUUACCAGCGGUUCCGCUAUGACAUUGAGAAGCGAACUGGCAAAAAGCGUCGAGACAAUCCCCUUUUGGAAUUGGAGCUGACUAACAUACCAGCUUCAUCAGUGAUGAAGAUCUUCUGUAUUGAUGCCCAUACUGAUGGCAUUGCACAUCCAAAUGCCCUUAUUGGAAAGAACUGUGAAAAUGGAAUUUACACCCAUGAAGAAUUUAAAAGCGAAAUCCCUUCAAAACGUAUAAGAAUCCCCUAUCUACAGAUCAGACGAGUGAAGUCCAAACUACUUACAACUGAGCUGAAUGAACGACUUAAAUAUUUGCCUUCACCUUUUAAUGGUGCUGUUGAUUCACAUCAUAAAUAUGACACCAAGAUGGUGAGACUGUGUAUUUGUUUAACGGUACCUGAGAGACUGAACACCAUCAAUCACUUAUCCAGCAUCAUUAAAAGUGAACGUGAUGGUGCUAAAGUUAAAAUUGAAUACUUGAGUCAUGUGACAGCAUCUGUCAGGGGAAAAGUAGAUCCGAUCGUUAUUAUGACCAGAGAAGAUUCUCCAGACAUUGAGCCAGAUGAUUAUGAAGUCUACUUGGAAGAACUUGGUUUGGAUGGCAGAUGUCUGUGGCAUUCACCUCCAUUCUGUCCCAAGAAACCAGAUAUAUUCUACAAGCAUGUGAUAAAGUUUCCAGUGCCUGCAUAUAAAGACUGCUACAGUGAAAGAGAUAUUGAAGUGAGACUAAUACUGAAGUGUAAAUCUACUCAAGAGACAGACGAAGUUGACUUCACCUAUACAGCUGAUGCAGAUCUGGGUCUUAUCAACAGGAAGAGGCGGCUGGUGGCUGAGACACAGGCAUGGCUAGGUCGUAUUCUGAACAACAUGGCAGAUGCUGAGCCACCACAAAAAUUUCCACGCCUUUCACCAGUCACAGGUAAAGAUGUGAAGGAAAAAUUAAAAGGGAAACUGUUUCGCAAUGGAACAUCAGAGUCUGGUGGAAAUGGAGCUAUAGCUCUCAGUGAAGACUCUGCAUCACAGAACAUCAAUCCUGCUCCGUCUCUUUCCGAUUACCUAGCAACAGAACCUUCUUUCCAAACCAGUGAUGUUCCAGAAACCAAGGGAUUCUGUCAAAAGUUGAAGAUAGAAGCUCAGGAUGAUGGUAAUGCCUACCAACAUCCAAUAUCAUUACACGAUAACAUUAAGACUGACAGAGUUGAUGAAGUUGAAGCUACAUCACUCCGUCCAGAGUUUCCUUGUGACAACACCAACGCACAUACAUUGCCGACAACCGUGCCUGAAAUGAUACAGGGAUGUCCAAAUACAUUUUUUGCAAGACUGAACAAAACGUGUCCUGUUACAUCGGCAGCAGUUCACUCUUCGUGUACAUCAGAACCAUCUGUGGGGGCACCUGACUGUCAGUGUGCCACAGACGCAGGCCACACAGACCAGACAAUUGCCCAACCUUCUACAUCAGCUGCACCAAAUUCAACUGUUCCAAACUCAACUGGUUCUCCAAUUUCGGGGGAAGGAAGUAUAGAAAAACCAAUUUCACUGUUGUCUUCUGAUGAGCUGUUUACUGAUUCACUGCCUAGUAUGGAGUUCAGCAAUCUUACCAGUAUGGAUUUAACUACAUGUAGUUUAUCCUUAACCAACUUCAUCAAUAAUCCACAAACUGAUGCUGAUCAUUUGGAAGAAAAUCUUAAAUGAGUGAAUCACAUACAGUCAGAUUAUCUGUUAAAAUCACCCAAAGUAUAGGGCCUUUAGGAUGACAUGCAUGCAUUUAUGCUCUUAAGAGAAAAUCUGAAUUAUCUACGUCAAUAGCAUAGCCAGUAUGAGGCAGAUGAGGUGCUUGCCUCGUCUGGAAUUUCCCCAGAUUUAUUUUAUUUUUCCCAUGACACUGAUAUUUAUUUUAUAGGUCUAGGUUUGCCUCGGCAUUUUUUCCUCUCUGGCUACG